Molecule: messenger RNA, 1680 nt
Organism: Prunus dulcis (almond)
Lineage: Eukaryota; Viridiplantae; Streptophyta; Magnoliopsida; Rosales; Rosaceae
Product: protein JINGUBANG
Exons: 1
Coding region: 79-1359 (426 amino acids)
Molecular function (GO): protein binding
Source: RefSeq, a predicted model, not a curated record
UUUCUGAUCAUCGUCCCUCUCUCCUCGUUCACUCACUCUGACCCUUUUCUCAUCAAAUCAAGGGUCAGACAAUAAAACAUGUUUCAUCAAAUCAGCUCCUCUCUAUUGGAAAACAAACGCCUCUCAAUUCCCUUGCUCUCUGCCUCAGCAACAAGCCCUACUAGCAGCAUUAGCAGCAACAGCAGAAGCACAAGCAGCGAGGUAGAUGAAAGCCCGCGGGAUUCAGGCCAUUUCGAGCUCCAAGAUCAUGUCAAGUGUCAAUCUCCAUGUGUACCCUUUUCGGGGUCUUUCUCGUAUCGAUCAUUGGCGGUGCUCUCUGGCCAUGUAGGCUCAGUUUCAUGCUUGGCCUUAUGUGGGGAAUUCAUUCUCAGUGCUUCACAAGGCAAAGACAUCAUAGUGUGGCAACAGCCUGAUUUGAGGCCUUUCACCAAGUUUGGACAAGGUGAUGGCUCUGUCAAGGCACUUGUCACCGUUGGGAACAAGGUCUUUACAGCUCACCAGGAUAGCAGGAUUAGAGUUUGGAAGGUUUCACGGCGAUCGGAGAAUGUGUUUAGGCUUGUUGAUACACUUCCCACAACUAAAGAUUAUUUGGGGAAGUUCAUGAAGCAGAGCAAUUAUGUCCAAAUUCGGAGACAUCACAAGCGAUUGUGGAUCGAACACGCCGAUAGUAUAUCUUGUUUGGCCUUCUAUAACGGCUUGAUUUACUCUGGAUCAUGGGAUAAGACUCUUAAGGUGUGGAGGAUCUCGGAUUUGAAGUGCAUAGAAUCCAUCAAGGCUCAUGAUGAUGCUAUUAAUGGGCUUGUGGCAUGUAAUGGGAUUGUGUAUUCUGCUUCUGCAGACGGAAAAAUUAAAGCUUGGGGAAAAGAGGGGAAGAGCUCACAUUGUUUGAAGGGUAUUUUGGAGGGUCAUAAGGAUGUUUCACUUAAUUCUGUGAUCGUUUCUGAGGAUGGUAGAUGGGUUUAUGGAGGCUGUUCGGAUGGGUUUGUGAUGGGAUGGCAAGGGAGUUGUGGUGAUGUUCAAAAUCAAAUUGAGAGCUGGAAGUUGGUUUGUGAAACAAAAGCACAUCAAAUGGCUGUUUUGUCUAUGUGUUUGAUGGGGGAGAUGUUGUGCAGUGGCUCAGCUGAUAAGAGCAUUGGCAUAUGGAAGAGAGAGGCUUUUGGCAAGCUUUGUAAAGUUGGGAUCAUUAGUGGCCAUGAGGGGCCAGUUAAGUGCUUGCAGGCAUCACCAAAUAAUGUUGGUGGAGGUUUCAUGUUGUACAGUGGAGGCCUUGACAAGAGCUUAAGGGUUUGGUGGGUUCCCAAGCCCUCUAAUAAUAGAGCAGAGGAAACCACAGAGGAAAAGUCCAUCAUCUUAUGCUAGGAAAUGUUUCAAGUUGAUGAGUAUUGAUCCAUUGAAGCACCCUUCUUUUUUCAAAUGGUGUUUGCAGUGCCUUACAAUACAGGGUCUUGUUUGUAGCUGUUGCAGAAAGAUUGAAGAGUUCACUGAGGUUCAAGGGCAGAGAAAGGGGCAAUUUUGAAGCCUCAAAUUUGGUUUUUCUUGUAACUUGUAACAUAUAUCUUUCUUUCUUAACUUCAUUUCAAAGAAUUGGGUGUAAAUUUCUAGGAAUACUAAGGGAAAGUGGUGUGGUUUUUUGUUUCAGUAUAGUCAUUACAUUUGCUAUCAAAUUGUCAAUUGUAUUUA